Populus nigra (black poplar) is the source of this 1697-nucleotide messenger RNA. Its product is annotated as RNA-binding KH domain-containing protein PEPPER-like. The record is from RefSeq and is a predicted model, not a curated record. Gene Ontology annotation, cellular component: nucleus; cytoplasm. Gene Ontology annotation, molecular function: mRNA binding. The transcript is spliced from 6 exons. NCBI's taxonomy places the organism in Eukaryota, Viridiplantae, Streptophyta, Magnoliopsida, Malpighiales, Salicaceae. Gene Ontology annotation, biological process: regulation of gene expression. Bases 155 to 1531 code for a protein of 458 amino acids.
UAAAAAACAUACCCGAUUUCUUGUCAACGACACAAAUUACUCACUGCCCCUCUUUCUCUCUCACACACGGAACCAUUACGUAAACCCUAAUUGAUCCCACACUUCUUCGAUUAAACCCUAAUUGAAUUCCAAAUUCUCUCAAUCAAUCACCAAAAUGGACUUAACAGCCACAACAACGCUCAAUUCAGAUCCAAAAGAAGCAAACGCCGUUAACAAACAAGCAGAAACGGGAAUGGAUGCAGCGACGGAGGGAGGACAGCAACAGGGACAACCAAAAGGAUCAGAGAAGUGGCCGGGAUGGCCAGGAGAUAAUGUGUUUAGGUUAAUAGUGCCGGUAUCGAAAGUAGGAAGUAUAAUUGGACGGAGAGGAGAGUUGGUGAAGAAGAUGUGUGAUGAAACCCUUGCUCGCAUUCGUAUUCUUGAAGGUCCCCUUGGUAUUUCUGAUCGAAUUGUUCUGAUUUCUGGUAAAGAAGAGCCAGAAGCUCCACAAUCUCCUGCAAUGGAUGCUGUAAUGAGAGUGUUCAAGCGUGUGAGUGGUCUAUCACCUGGUGAGGGUGACAACACUGGUUCAGCUGCUGCUGCUGCUGGCUCUGCAUUUUGUUCCAUAAGGUUACUGGUUGCAUCUUCACAGGCAAUAAACUUAAUUGGGAAGCAAGGAUCCAUAAUCAAAUCAAUACAGGAAAACACUGGUGCAGCUGUGCAUGUUAUGGCAGAAGAUGAGUUACCUUCAUAUGCUACUUCAGAUGAGAGAAUUGUGGAAAUACAUGGUGAAGCUAUGAAGGUUUUUAAAGCAUUAGAAGCAGUAAUAGGACAGCUAAGGAAGUUUUUGGUUGAUCAUAGUGUCAUUCCUAUAUUUGAGAAAACUUACAAUGCAACAAUUUCACAGGAAUGCCCUGCAGAUGCACGGCCUGAUAUUGCUCAGCCCUCACUACAUUCUGCUUAUGUUCCCACAAUUCCAAGUGGGAUUGCUUCUGAUUAUUCCCUAUCUUUGAAGCGGGAUCCGUCAAUCUAUGAACAUGAAACACAAUUUGAACACAAAAUCUCACAACCUGGAUUGUCAAUUUAUGGACAAGAUUCUGGAAUUGUAGGGUUCCGUUCAACUGGACUUGGUCGCGCUACUGCUCCUAUUGUAACUCAGGUGACACAGACAAUGCAAGUACCUCUGUCAUAUGCUGAGGAUAUCAUUGGUGUUGCUGGAUCUAAUAUUGCCUACAUUCGCCGUACCAGCAGGGCAAUCCUUUCAAUACAAGAGAGCAGAGGAUUGCCUGAUGAGAUCACUGUGGAAAUUAAGGGCACCGGUGCUCAAGUUCAGAUGGCUCAACAGCUUAUUCAGGAGUUCAUUACUAAUCACAAGGAACCAGCGUCAAGCAUGUAUGGGAAGAUAGAUGCGGGAUUAAGUGCAUAUUCACAUAUGGCAGAAACCGGCUACCCUUCAUCUUCGUUUACAUCACAUCUAGGAGGGUAUGGAUCCUCAAGUAUGGGAGGGUAUGGAUCGCCUGGUGCAGGAGGUUACAACAAUUAUAGAUUUUGAAUGUUUGUCUGUGCAAUGCUCACAUUGGAUACUUGUUUCAGCAAUAGUAAUUUGAAAAACUUGAGCCCUUUAUUCACUGUUUUUUCAGUGAUAGCUAUUUCAGAAAUAGUGAGUUUUGAUGAAAAAUCUCUGAAGCGAUUUAUUAUUAUUUUAUUUUAUUUUUUAA